ACAUUUGAUGGCAUUUAUAAUACUUAUUGUUUGUCUAAUGAUAGGGGACUUCAAUACGUGUCUAAACACAGACAACAACGGAUCAAAUUGAUUGCCGAGCAUUUAGUUGAUCACAAAUAUGACAUUGUCUUCCUUCAAGAAAUUUGGGUUCAAUCGGACUUUGAUUACAUCCGAAAGGCCACAGAAUCUGAGUUCAAAUUUUCACAUUUCUUUAAAAACGGGAGUGUUUUAGGAAAUAGCGGUUUGGCAGUUUUGGUUAAAUGGGUUCCCAAAGCGUUUCAUUUUCACCCGUUUUCGGUGAACGGAUCGCCUUUUCGUCUAAAUCAUGGCGAUUGGUAUACCUCUAAAGGUGUUGGAUAUAUUCGCGUAGAAUUGGAUUCACUGAAUCUUCAUUUAUUCUGCACUCAUAUGCACGCACAGUAUCAUCUGGAGGAACGUCUGAACGACAUAACAAAAUUCAAUAAAGAGAGUAUAGAAGGCGGGGAUUGUAUACCAAAACACAAUCAGUUAGUCCGCGAUCACAGCGAUUCCGAAACCGAUGAUGAAUACCAUACGUGCGGACAUCGAGACAACAAGUUUACCGACGAUUGUUCGGGAAAACGGAUUGAUUUCCUUUUAUAUCGAUUCUCUGAUUAUGCGAUCAAUAGUAGCUAUAAUGAAGUGAUCGCCGAAACAAACGCCGUAUCGCUUGAAGACGACUUGUGUGGCGUUGAGUACAUGAAUGUCCACUGCAAGGACACUACAGGCCUAUCAUUCAGUGACCACCAGCCGGUCGUCGCGCAGUUUAAGAUCAAAUCUUCUGACAUGAAGAGUGGUUCGAGAAGUGCUGAGUCGGGAGCAGACAAUCCAAUGGCCAACAAUUUGUCGACUUUAAGUGACAAUUAUCUGAUCGGAGGUAACAAAGAAGCAAAUAUCUCGUCAAACGGUUGCGGUUCUACUCAUCACAGGAAAGUGCAUGAAAAGAGGUUUUCGGGAGAGACGGGUGAAGGCAUUGAUUGUAAUGAAUCGGUUGAUACCGAAUAUAACAAAACAGAUAAAAUGGGAUUAUUAUCGGGUAAACCAAAGCUUAAGUCUAAUGUUUUGCUAGAAUUGGCCGAAUCUGCGUCCAAGUUCUCGAAGAGUGGUCGUCCUCUUCAGCUCAAACACAUGGCUUCCAACGCUCUUAAAUCUAGACAACAGUCAAACUCUUCUAAACGCCAAUCACUGGAAAAUGUCAAAUGUCUUCUCGAAGACUAUGUCACCCAAAAUCAAUUGAGUUUCAAAUAUUUUGUAUUCACGUCUCUAUUCCUAUUUAUAAUCAUUUGUCUCUUGGCGUCAACUCUCUGGACAUUCCUUCAGAUUGCUGUCAUAGAAGUGGUCUUUUUGACAAUAUUGUUGUCAAUAACACCGAUGUUUGUAAACUUUAUCAAAUUCUUGAACACUCGUCAAGAGAUUAAUGCCAUCAAAGCUAUUAUCGACGAUAUGGACAAACAAAUCUAUUUGUAUCAAUGA
Molecule: messenger RNA, 1491 nt
Organism: Medioppia subpectinata
Lineage: Eukaryota; Metazoa; Arthropoda; Arachnida; Sarcoptiformes; Oppiidae
Source: the annotation of a GenBank genome assembly